AUGAAAGAAAACGAAAGGAAAUGUUACAAGUGUGGAUGUUCUCCUGCUCAUGAUCGUAACAUCACCUUGCAUCAUUUUCCUAAGCCUGGGAGAACAAAUAGCUUACGAUGUGAAUUAUGGGCGAAGUACUGUUUUCCUCAUGACUCUUGGUGGUCACCAGAAUUUCAAAACAAGCUUCAUUCUAAGCAUUUAAUGUUGUGCACUAAACAUUUUAAGAAAUCAUCAUUCAUUGAUAAUUUUGGACAGAGGCUAGUCAAAUCUGCAGUACCUGAUGAGGAAUGUGAUAAGAUCACAUUAGCUGACCUUAAUUUGGAACAAAGGAAUGUCAUUCAACAUAUUGCGGGUCCAUCAACUACUAAACAACCACUGUCUGAAAAUAUUCAGAAGACUAUAACUGUUCCAAAUGUAUUUGAGCCGGUUGCGGGUCCGUCAAAAUGUAUACAACCCUUGUGUGAGAAUGUGCAUUAUAAGACCAUUCCUGACAGAACUAGUGCUAUUCCUCAAGUAACUGAGAAUAUUAACCCUGUUGCUGCUGCAAAUCCAUCCACGAAAAACAAAGAGGAUAAAGAUAUGUUGAUAAAAAUGAAAUAUCAUCUGAGAAAAAUUAACAGGCUUCAAAAAACUGUAAAGCAUCUAAAGAAUGAAGCAUUUCUCAAAGCUGUCAGUUCUUAUAAAGGAGGUCCUGCAACAUUGUUUUGA
This is a messenger RNA of Parnassius apollo (apollo), 699 nucleotides long. The record is from the annotation of a GenBank genome assembly. NCBI's taxonomy places the organism in Eukaryota, Metazoa, Arthropoda, Insecta, Lepidoptera, Papilionidae.